AUGUUAAGAUCGACAGAGGAAAAACUGUUGGCCUCUAAGAGUUGGAGAAGAGCUCGAGCGCAUAACUCGCGCGAGGAGGUCAAUUUGCAGAAAGAAAAAUGUCGCCUCGAUAGACGGGUCGGUCGUGAAAUGUGUCAACUCAGAGCCGCACAGAAUCGCUUUGAACUCCAAUACUACAGAAAGAAUUCUGCCAUCGACAGGAAAAAUUCAAUGAUGGAAAGAACAUCGUCUCUUGUUUUACCACCAGUCAGCGAGGGAAAUGACAGAGACCUUUUAAAGCUGCCGAGAGAAAGAAGAAUGUCUAAGUCGCUAGAUUCGUUACCUCCGAUAGCUAUGGACUCCCUCUCUCUGCCCUGGUCUCUGAAUGGAGCAUUAAAGAGAUCUAGCAGUGUGAAUAGUGCGUCAAACAGCGAUCAAGCUCUCUCUUCAUACAGUGAUGACGCACCGCGACAAGUUGGAUUGCAUCGGCGAGCCCAAUCGUACGCUGAAAUAUCAAGUCGUACAAAUUCUACUUCGUAA
Molecule: messenger RNA, 519 nt
Organism: Porites evermanni
Lineage: Eukaryota; Metazoa; Cnidaria; Anthozoa; Scleractinia; Poritidae
Source: the annotation of a GenBank genome assembly